Drosophila arizonae is the source of this 3029-nucleotide messenger RNA. RefSeq names its product V-type proton ATPase subunit Vha44 (gene Vha44). Gene Ontology annotation, molecular function: proton-transporting ATPase activity, rotational mechanism. Lineage: Eukaryota; Metazoa; Arthropoda; Insecta; Diptera; Drosophilidae. The record is from RefSeq and is a predicted model, not a curated record. Gene Ontology annotation, cellular component: vacuolar proton-transporting V-type ATPase, V1 domain; lysosomal membrane. Gene Ontology annotation, biological process: proton transmembrane transport.
AUUUUUGUGUUGAGUUUCUACCAGAGUCUUGUGCUCCGUUUCGUACGUACAUUGUGGGAAGUGCGGUUGUGUUGCUUGAUUUUUAUUAAAAACAAUUUCAGCGCACAAUAAAAACUGUGUGUUUAAUAAUCAACAACGACUUCGACGUGUAUUAGUGCCGCUUUAAAACUAUUUAACGAUGUCCGAAUAUUGGAUUAUAUCAGCGCCUGGCGACAAGACGUGCCAGCAAACCUUCGACACGAUGAACAACUUAACCAGCAAGCAACAUAAUCUAUGCAAUAACUACAAGUUCCAUAUACCCGACUUGAAGGUGGGCACACUGGAUCAGUUGGUUGGCCUGUCCGAUGAUCUGGGCAAGUUGGAUACGUACGUGGAGCAAAUCACGCGCAAGGUGGCCCUGUACUUGGGCGAGGUGCUGGAGGAUCAGCGCGAUAAGCUGCAUGAGAAUUUGCUGGCCAACAACAGUCCUGGUCCACCUGACGAGAGCAUGCCGUGUCGACAUCACCAGCGUCUGAAGCAUCUGAGCCUGCGCCAUCAGCGUAAACACCAGCACACGCACCACCAAAACAAUCCGCUACACCACCAUAACAACCACCACAAUCAUCAUCAUCAGUAUCUGCCGCAGCUGCCCGCGGAUCUCAAGGGUAAAUCCAACAGCAACAAAUCGACAACAACAACAACUACUACUACUACUACUACCACUACCAAUACCAAUACCAAUAUGCAUGCAGCGCACGCCUCCGCCUCCGCCUCCGCCUCUGCCAACGUCCCAGCCACAGCCUCUGCCUAUGCGUCCGCCUCCGCCUCGACAUCAGCCAGAGCCAGCUGCUCGGCGUGCCAGGUGAGCGGCGCCAGCGGCGGCAGCCUGAACAAUUUGUCCCUAACCCACGAUGAGUCGGAGCGUGAUUUUGAUUUUGUGAUACCGCCAUCGGGCUGUGCCUGCGACGAAUGCUACGGGCUGCUCAGCAACAGCAGCAGCGUCUUUGCCCCGCCCAGUGCCAGCGCCACGGCGAGCACACUGAUGGCCGACGAUUGCUAUACCCAGACAGCUUCCUCGAUGCUGAAUGCCACGCGCUGUGCGAUCAACACUGUGACGGCCAUAGCAACGGGCAACAGCACUCCGGGCAGUGCGACGGCCGUAACGGCAGCAACUGUUGCUGAUGCCAAGGCCAGUUCGGCAUCAACAAUUUGCUCCUCGGCCUAUUUCUCAACGUCGGCGCCAACGGGCAGCAGUUCGGUGCAAAGCAUGUCGCGCUCUAAUAGCAAAAAGCUAAAUAACAACACUUGCAGCAUAAACAAUAACAAGCUGAGCUUUCGUAGCAGCAGCAGUCAAUUUCAAAUGCCAGCGCAGCAACAACAGCAGCAGCAGCAACAACAUCAUCAGCAGCAGCAACAGCAACAACAACAAUCGCCAUUGCAAUCGCCAACAGAAAAGUCGAUAUGCGAUACGGAUACGGAGGAUGCGGAUGAUUUGGAUGAUCCAAAGAGUCCGAAUAGCGCCUCCUCAUUAUCCGAAACAUUCGACUGGUGGUUCAAUAAGCCGAAGCGUAACUCUAAGAAGUGCAGCACACAGACAUCCACACAGCCACCGAUACAGCCACAGCCACAGCCACAAACCCAAUGCAAAUUCAAACCAAUUACAUUUUGGCAUCAGACAUCGCCCACACCGCGCUCUAGUUAUCGCUCUUUCUUCAAUUCUCUUGCCGAUCAAAUUUAUAGCAAACGUUCUACAACGUCUCAAUUAAAUAUAAACAAUGGAUUUAAUUUAACUACAACACAUAGAUCGUCACCAGUGAGUAGUUGUUGUGGCAGUAGUAGCCAGGGUCGUUCCAGUCCAGACACGGAUCAUGCAGCUGAGCCGCCCGAAUUUCCACUCAGUCCAGCCGAACUACCGCAGUAUUUAACGCGUUUCCAAUGGGAUAUGGCCAAAUAUCCGAUCAAGCAAUCGCUUCGCAAUAUAGCCGAUAUCAUAUCGAAACAAAUUGGUCAAAUCGAUGCCGACUUAAAAACCAAAUCGCAGGCCUACAACAAUCUGAAAGGCAAUCUGCAGAAUCUGGAAAAGAAGAAAACUGGCAGUUUGCUGACACGCAAUCUGGCGGAUUUGGUCAAGAAGGAGCACUUCAUACUGGAUUCGGAGUACCUGACCACGCUGCUGGUCAUUGUGCCAAAGGCCAUGGCUAAUGAUUGGUUGGCCAAUUAUGAGAAGAUUACGGACAUGAUUGUGCCACGCUCAUCGCAGCUCAUCAAGGAGGAUCCCGACUACAGCCUCUUCAAUGUGACGCUCUUCAAGAAGGUCACCGAGGAGUUCAAGCUUCAUGCUCGUGAACGUAAAUUUAUUGUGCGUGAUUUCGUUUACAACGAGGAGGAGCUGGCAGCGGGCAAGAACGAGAUGACCAAGCUAAUGACCGAUAAGAAGAAGCAGUUUGGUCCUCUGGUGCGCUGGCUGAAGGUGAACUUCAGCGAGGCUUUCUGCGCCUUGAUACACGUCAAAGCGCUGCGCGUUUUCGUGGAAUCUGUGCUGAGGUACGGCCUGCCUGUUAAUUUCCAGGCCAUAUUGAUUGAGCCCAAUAAGAAGAGCGUCAAGCGCUUGCGUGAUGUGCUCAAUCAGCUGUAUGGCCACUUGGAUGGUGCAUCCGCUGGCGGAAAUGUGAGCAGUGCUGAUAAUGUGGAUAUACCCGGCUUGGGCUUUGGCCAAUCUGAAUACUAUCCGUAUGUGUUCUACAAGGUGAACAUCGAUAUGGUUGAGCAAACCAAGCUUUAAGAAGGCAACGCACGUGCCUCUACUUCGCACACACCCACAUAACCCCGCACGCCCAUACACAGCCACACAGCAAUAAAUAUAUAAAUACAAAUGAAGAUCAACAACUUACUGAAUAUGCAAAUUGUAUUCACAGCAACAGCUAACACACACACACAAAAAAACAAAAGAGAAAACGCUGUCUGCUUCCCUAAACAAAUCAAGAACAAUUCUAAUCUGCUCAUAACUAAAAAAAAAAAAAACAAUAAGUGCAUAUAGUUAAAGAUAAAAG